Molecule: messenger RNA, 912 nt
Organism: Nicotiana tabacum (common tobacco)
Lineage: Eukaryota; Viridiplantae; Streptophyta; Magnoliopsida; Solanales; Solanaceae
Product: putative membrane-associated kinase regulator 4
Cellular component (GO): plasma membrane
Molecular function (GO): kinase inhibitor activity
Source: RefSeq, a predicted model, not a curated record
AUGGAAGAUGCACAAAAUAAUGCAGAAGAAGAUUACAUAGAAUUGGAGGUAAUUAGUUCAUCAAAUUCCACCAUUUCUUUAUUCCAUUUCAAAACCAACUCUCCACCACAAGCAGCAAGAUCAUCAGAAUUUGAAUUCCAAAUGUUGCCUAGUAAUUUUAUUGAUAGUAAGGUCACUAAUAAUUCAAUAUCUACAGCUGAUGAGCUCUUUUACAAUGGAAAACUCCUCCCACUUCACCUCCCUUUUCGUUUACAAAUGCUUGAGAAUAUCCUUCACAAUCCAAGCAAAAAAAAAUCUCUUCAUAUUAGCAAAAGUUUUGAUGAUCUUGAACAUUCUUUUAACACCCCAUUUUCCCAAUCUUGUCAUGUUAGUAGGGAACUCAAUAAUCAAGAAGAUUACUUCUUUGGCUAUUCAACAGAUGAUGAAAUUAGUUCAAGAAAAUCAAAGUGGACUUCAAGAAAGCUUAGGCUUAUCAAGAACUUCUCAUUUGAUUCAAAAGUUAAGUCUUCCAAAGGUUAUCUCAAGUGUUUGAUUAAUAAUAGUGUUAAAUUAGUAGCCAAGAAUGAAAUAUUUGGGAAAAUUAUUCAUAAUAAAGGUGCAUUAAAUCAAAGAAAGUCAUCAUUCUCAGGAGCUAUUAAAAGAUUCUUAUCAUCUAAAUCUUCUUCUUCUACUUCUUCUGGCUCCUCAAACAAUUCAAAUGGGAUUAAUCAAGAUGUGCAUAAUUUGUUAAUGAGAAGCAGAAAUGUGUAUUAUUCAGAGGUUGAAGAUGAGAACCCAAUUCAGGCUGCAAUUGCUCACUGUAAAAAUUCUCAACAACAGAAGUUCCAUUCAAGAAAGAGUAAUGUAACUGACCUUGGACUUGGCAGCUCAGUGUCAGCUUCCAAGUUGAUCUUUCAAGAACAAGAAAGAUAA